ACGUCAGGCAGUGCGCACGUCAUGGCCGUCAAGUUGUUUUGUAUUUUGGCGUGCUUCGUCUCCUGCUAUGGACAACCCAGGGCCCAGCAGUACAUAGUGCCCGAGGCCAAACUUGAAGCCAUUUACCCUAAAGGCCUGAGGGUGUCUAUACCAGACGAUGGCUUCUCCCUCUUCGCUUUCCACGGCAAGCUGAAUGAAGAAAUGGACGGCUUAGAAGCUGGUCAUUGGGCGCGGGACAUCACGAAGGCCAAGGAGGGCCGGUGGACGUUUAGAGACCGUAAUGUCAAGUUGAAGCUUGGUGACAAGAUAUAUUUCUGGACUUAUGUGAUCAAAGACGGACUGGGCUACAGGCAGGACAAUGGCGAGUGGACUGUUACUGAAUUCGUGAACGAAGACGGUACCCCAGCUGAUACUAGCUUGGAACCCACUCCUGCUCCAAUAAACAGACCAAACCAACCCAACCCACCGCAGACCCCCCGGCCAGACCCGCCGUGCGCUGUCUCCACAACCAUGGUGGAAGGGAGGAAGUCAGUCUGCCAAGGAACGUUGCUGUUCAGCGAGGAGUUCGAGAAGCCGAGCCUUAAGGAGCUGACAAAUUGGGAAGCGGAAAUUAAGUUCCCUGAAGAGCCGGACUACCCAUUCAACGUGUACAUGGAUGACGGUACCCUCGGGGUAGAGGAAGGCAACCUUGUUCUCACUCCGAGGCUGUUGGAGUCUCAUUUCCACCCUGGAUUUCUGAACGAGGCCUUAGACUUGACUAACAGAUGCUCUGGUCAAGUGGACACAACGGAGUGCCGUCGUCAGGCCUCAGGGGCUCAAAUCCUGCCCCCAGUGAUGACAGGCAAAAUCACCACGAAGAACAAGUUCAAUUUCAAGUUCGGGAGAGUGGAAGUGAGGGCCAAGUUGCCUGCUGGGAACUGGCUUAUACCUGAAAUUAACCUAGAGCCAAAAGACAACGUGUUUGGGUCCAAAAGAUACGAAUCAGGUCUAAUGAGGGUGGCGUUCGCUAAAGGAAACGCUGUUUUUGCCAAGAAGCUGAACGGAGGACCAGUAUUAUCUGACACUGAGCCGUUCAGGUCUUUGCUGAUGAAGGAGAAGAUCGGGAUUGAUAACUGGAACGGAGAUUUCCAUAACUAUACUAUGAUUUGGAAGAAAGACGGUAUCGACAUGCUGGUAGACGGCGAGAAGUACGGCAGCAUCGACCCUGGCGAGGGCUUCUACGCCGUUGGCAGAGAGCACGCGGUCCCUCAUGCAGCCCACUGGCUGAGAGGCACUGUCAUGGCACCCCUUGAUCAAUACUUCUUCAUCUCCCUCGGCCUCCGAGUGGGUGGCGUCCACGAUUUCGCUGACUCUCCGGACAAACCCUGGAAGAACAGGAGCAACAAGGCUGUCCUCAACUUCUGGAACUCCCGGGAUAGCUGGUUCCCCACCUGGUUCGACGCCAAUCUCCAAGUGGAUUAUGUUAGGGUUUACGCUCUGUGCACGGUUCCUUAUUUAAAUUCUGUCUCUUUUACUCUACUACUGAUGAAUAGAGAUAAGACUAUGUUGUUGUUAUUUGUCACAUGUUUUAGUGCCGUGUGGUGUUACGAGGUGCCACUAGCCAAGCUAGAAGCUAUAUACCCUAAGGGGUUAAGAGUUUCUAUACCAGACGAUGGCUUCUCCUUAUUUGCCUUCCACGGGAAACUCAACGAAGAAAUGGAAGGUCUGGAAGCAGGUCACUGGUCCCGGGACAUCACAAAAGUGAAGGACGGAAGGUGGAUCUUCAGAGACCGAGAGGCAAAACUGAAGAUAGGAGAUAAGAUAUAUUUCUGGACCUUUAUCAUCAAGAACGGGUUAGGUUAUAGGCAGGAUAAUGGGGAGUGGACCGUUACAGGUUACGUGGACGAAGAAGGGAACCCGGUGGAAUCUGAUUACGUUCCUGUUUCCACCAGCUCACCAGCGCUGGUAAUGCCAGAGGUAGCCCAUGUGAUGUCUCCGACCGUCGUGACAGCUGCUCCAGACAUCAGGUUUCCCUGUGAGAUAUCAGUCUCCACGGUGUCGAGUCCAGGGUUCGUUUGCAAAGGCCAGCUGCUGUUUGAAGACAACUUUAACUCCAAACUCGAGAAGUCGAACAUUUGGAGCCCCGAAAUCAUGUUUCCUGGUGAACCUGAUUAUCCAUUCAACGUUUACCUGAACGACAACAACCUCAGAGUCCGAGACGGCAAGCUGAUCAUCAGACCCAUCACGUUGGAGUCCAAGUUUGGAGAAGACUACGUGAGACUGUCCCUGGAUCUCACUGAUAGAUGUACAGGAACGAUAGGGACCAUGGAGUGCUCCCGGGCGGCUUCAGGUCCUCAGAUCUUGCCGCCCGUCAUCACAGCUAAGGUGACCACCAAGAAGAAGUUCAACUUUAAAUACGGAAGGAUAGAAGUUGGCGCCAGGAUGCCGCUUGGGGACUGGCUUAUACCAGAGAUCCAGCUAGAACCCAGGGACCACGUGUACGGUGUCCACAAUUACGCUUCAGGGAUCCUUCGUAUAGCCACCGUGAGGGGAAACGUCGAAUUGUCCAAGAAAUUAUAUGGUGGACCAAUUUUAUGUGAUACAGAACCGUAUAGGACUGCUAACUUGAGGGAAAAGAUUAGUUUUGAUCAUUGGAACAAAGCGAUACACAACUAUUCUCUGGAGUGGAGGCCAGACGGAAUUUCUCUCUUCGUGGAUGGGGACAAAUAUGGCGACGUGUCUCCAGGAGAGGGCUUCUACAAUGACGCCAGCAAGAAUAAUGUUGCUGCUGCCUCGCAGUGGCAGAAGGGCACCUCAAUUGCACCUUUUGAUGACUUGUUCUACAUCUCAAUCGGGUUGAACGUGGGCGGAGUCCACGAGUACCCCGACAGCCCCAACAAGCCCUGGUCUAACAAGGCCACGAAGGCGAUGCUGAACUUCUGGAACGGCCGGGACCAGUGGCUGACCACGUGGCACCAGGACACCAGCGCAUUGCAGAUUGAUUACGUCAGAGUUUACGCGCUGUGAGGUAAUUACUUCUUCCUCC
Amyelois transitella is the source of this 3025-nucleotide messenger RNA. RefSeq lists its product as uncharacterized. The record is from RefSeq and is a predicted model, not a curated record. Gene Ontology annotation, biological process: carbohydrate metabolic process. Gene Ontology annotation, molecular function: carbohydrate binding; hydrolase activity, hydrolyzing O-glycosyl compounds. NCBI's taxonomy places the organism in Eukaryota, Metazoa, Arthropoda, Insecta, Lepidoptera, Pyralidae. The coding region runs from base 22 to 3006 and encodes 994 amino acids. The transcript is spliced from 18 exons.